This is a messenger RNA of Aspergillus viridinutans, 7161 nucleotides long. RefSeq names its product type I polyketide synthase. NCBI's taxonomy places the organism in Eukaryota, Fungi, Ascomycota, Eurotiomycetes, Eurotiales, Aspergillaceae. The transcript is spliced from 10 exons. Gene Ontology annotation, biological process: fatty acid biosynthetic process; secondary metabolite biosynthetic process. Gene Ontology annotation, molecular function: 3-oxoacyl-[acyl-carrier-protein] synthase activity; fatty acid synthase activity; oxidoreductase activity. The record is from RefSeq and is a predicted model, not a curated record. Bases 1 to 7161 code for a protein of 2386 amino acids.
AUGAGCGCUCCGGAACACCCAGUGGGCAAUGAUGCCGAGCCAAUUGCCAUAAUAGGCAUGGCUUGCCGUCUUCCAGGAGAUGGAGAUAGCCUGGAAGGUUUCUGGGAUCUGAUCAGUUCGGGGCGAAGCGCCCAUUCAGAAAUCCCUCCAACACGGUUCAAUGCUAAUGCGUGGUAUCACCCCAACCCUGAUCGAAAGGGUGCAGUCAUCACCAAAAGCGGCCACUUUCUCAAAGAAGAUAUUUCGCUCUUCGAUGCCCCGUUCUUCUCCAUCACCAUCAAGGAAGCGGAAACUAUGGAUCCAAUGCAUAGAAUGAUGCUCGAAGUGGCAUAUGAAGGCCUCGAAAAUGCUGGUAUCCCGAUUUCCCAGAUUGCAGGUACAGACACAGGAUGUUUCGUGGGCUGCUUCACACGAGAUUUCGACCAGAUGACGGGGGCGGAUGUCUACAGCGUUGCUCCUUACGCCGCCACAGGAGGUGGAGCCACAAUGCUUUCCAAUCGAGUCAGUUGGUUCUACAAUCUCAAAGGGCCGUCCCUUAGUGUCGAUACGGCAUGUAGCAGUGGUAUUACUGCACUGCAUCUCGCCUGCCAAUCAAUCAAGCAAGGAGACGCAACAACUUGUAUUGUUGGUGGAACCAACCUUCUGAUUUAUCCAGAGCUCUUUCAGGCGCUUUCUCGCAUGCGAAUGAUCAGCCCUGAUGGGAAAUGUCAUACCUUUGAUGCUCGCGCGAACGGAUAUGGCCGCGGGGAGGGUGUUGCAUCUCUUGUCAUCAAGAAAUUGAGUACUGCAAUCGCAGAUGGCGACACCAUACGUGCCAUAAUCCGCAAUACCGGAUUGAACCAAGACGGGCGGACCCCGGGCAUUACCAUGCCGAGUGCACAGGCUCAGGAAGAACUCAUACGAUCCACUUACACUAGAGCCAACUUGUCACUCAGAGAAACUGCAUUCUUUGAGGCACACGGUACCGGGACACCAGUUGGAGAUCCAUUGGAACUGUCGGCUCUAGGAGCAACUUUCGGGGCAUCCAAGUUGCCAGAUGAUCAGCCUCUUUACGUCUCCAGUGUGAAGACGAAUGUUGGCCACACUGAGGGAUGCUCGGCAAUCGCCGGCAUAAUCAAAGCGGUCUUGAGCCUGGAGAAGGGGAUCAUUGCACCAAAUGCAGAUUUCCAGACACUCAACCCCAGAUUGCGCCUCGAUUCUUGGCGCUUAGCUAUACCAUCUGAGUCUAUGCAUUGGCCUGGUUCUGGUCUCCGCCGCGCCAGUGUCAAUUCUUUCGGCUAUGGAGGGGCCAAUGGUCAUGUCAUUCUCGACGACGCUUACAGUUUUCUACGAGACCAUGGCAUUCAAGGGAACCAUGCCACUGUUUUGAAUUCUACCGAUAGUCUCGACGAUCAUGACUCGGGAAUAUCGACACCGUCUUCGUCGGAUGAUGGCUUGGAAGUUGUGACGCCGACCCCGAAAUUGUUUGUGAUUUCCGCUUUUGACCAGGCCGGUCUAGAAAGGGUGUCUCAAAAGUACUUGCAGUUCCUGGAAACAUGGCCUCGACGAGCUGUAACCACGAAGGCAAAGGACACCGACACAAGGGUUAUGGAGAACCUGGCAUAUACCCUUGCACUCCGUCGAACCCAAUUCGAUUAUCGGACAUUUGCCGUUGGUGAUUCCUUACAGGCCUUACAGACAAGCCUGCAGUCCAAGCUUCCGAGUAUCCCUCGAGCCUCCACACAAAACAAUAUUUUCUUCGUAUUCACAGGGCAAGGCGCUCAAUGGCCGGGAAUGGGGCGUCAGCUCUUAACUGAUCCUGUCUUCCGUUCCAGCCUUGAUGAAAGCCAGGCGACCUUGACAGAACUUGGCUGUGAAUGGAAUAUUGCUCGCUGCCUCGAGAACAAUGAUACACGGAUCCAUGACCCGGAAUUUAGUCAGGUAAUCUGCACAGCUAUCCAGAUUGCACUCGUGAGCCUUUUGGGACAUUGGGGAGUCACACCACAAGCUGUCGUCGGUCAUUCGUCUGGAGAAAUUGCUGCCGCUUUCGUGGCAAAGGCCCUUUCCAAGGCAGACGCGAUCAAAACUGCCUACUUUCGUGGCCUGUUCUCCCAAAAAGUGCCUGAGCGAAUGAAUGGAGUGCCCGGUGCGAUGCUCGCAGCAGGAGUCUCACAAGAAGAAGCCUCUGCGUACUUGGGUCAACUCUCAAGUGGUAAGGCAGUGGUAGCUUGUAUUAACAGUCCUUCAAGCGUGACGAUUUCUGGGGACGCCGCAGCUAUCAACGAACUAGGACGUGUUUUAACCCAGGACAAAAAGUUUGCACGCAAGUUGAAGGUGCAAACAGCGUAUCAUUCUCAUCAUAUGCAUACUAUAUCUGACGACUACUUGAAUGCUUUGAAGACCAUUCGGACACAAGAGGCACCAAAGGAUGCUCCCCGGAUGUUUUCCUCUGUGACUGGACGGCUCAUUGAUGCGGAGGAUCUCAAUGCCCAUUACUGGGUCCAAAAUAUGGUCAGUCCAGUUUUGUUCGGCGAUGCGGUCCGCAGUCUACUCCAAUUCUCCGUCAAAACCAGGGGCAGAUACAAACAAAUCGAAUAUACUGCUGCUGUAGAGAUUGGACCACAUGAGGCACUCAAAGGACCGGUGCAGCAAACCAUGGCAAAUGUUGAUGCAAAGUUGACAUCCUAUGUUACUUACACAUCGCCUCUGCACCGCGGAACUGAUUCGAUGAUCUCAGCAUUGACAGCAGCCGGCAUGCUCUGGGCGAGAGGAGUCGAGGUCGAUCUUGCCAAGGUAAAUCAUCAAAUGGACAGCCAGAAUUACAGAGUGCUUGGCUGUCUUCCGGCGUACCCUUGGAAUCACAGCAAAGGGUUCUGGCACGAACCAGAAAUAAUCAGGUCAAUGAGAACGAGACCACAUCCUCGGACCGAUCUUUUGGGUAGUCCGUUUGAUCCGCAGAACCCUCUUGCCCCGCGUUGGCGCAACUUCUUGAGCAUUUCAGAAAAUCCAUGGCUGGCCCAACACAAAAUUCAAGGUUCAACUCUGUAUCCUGCGGCUGGUAUGCUUAUCAUGGUUCUUGAGGCGGCGCAUCAGAUGCACCAGGACAGAGGAGACAACCGCACGCUGCAUGGUGUCGAGUUCAAACAUGUUCUCUUUAAGCGAGGGUUACUUGUCCCUGAAGGAGACAACUCGAUCGAGACUAACUUGCAUAUCAAUCCUCAGAAGCUUCGAAACCAGGUCUCCGACGAGUGUUUCAACUUUACUCUCUUCAGCACGGCACCCGGGGAUUCUUGGGCAGAGCAUGCCAGUGGUCAGUUCUCCCUAGUAUAUGCAGAUGAUGAGACAGCUUUUCUCUCUGAGCAAAGGGCGGACUGGCAAGUUAAGCUCAUGGAGUUGGAGCGCGUCAAACGAGUUGCAAGCACGCAUGUUGACCCGAAGCUCUUCUAUCAACAACUAUCCGACGUCGGUCUGGCAUACGGCGACCAAUUCAAGAAUGUCACCGAGGCUUUUGCUGGGAAGAAUUGCGCCUUUGGUACAAUUACGAUUCCAGAUACAAAGAAGCUUAUGCCAUACGGAUACGAGUUCCCCCACUUGAUCCACCCAGCUACGUUAGAUGCAAUAUUCCACCUCUCGUUCAUUGCUACUACUUCUGGGGGCCCUCUCCCAUCAGCUAGUGUUCCAGUACGCUUGGAAAGCAUGUUCAUCUCCUCGAACCUGCCGCAAGGUGCUGGAUCGCUGUACAAAGCUGCUACCACAGGGGAUAUGCAGACCAUGCGUGACCGCACAAGUAGCUUCAUCAUUUCUGAUGCGGAAUUCGCGCAACCCAAAAUCAUUGUGAGGAAUUUCUCAUCUAAAGAUAUGGAAACCACUAUCACCAGCGCCAAUGCUUCCCACGGUACUCAAUCCUUGUACAAUGACCAGUUCACCCAGCUGCAUUGGAUUGACGAUCCAACCCUUGAGACCAGGCAUAUAUCUGAUUUCGAACAAUGGUUGAAGUUGAAGACACAGAAGAGCUCCUCAUUGUCAGCGUUAUUAGUGGAUGGUGCAGCCCUACUGGAAUCAGUUCGCAAUUUCGCACCCAGGCGGGGAUCCGGCGGCCGCUUUGGCCGUUGUGCCGUUCUCCAUCGGUCUGAGCAGGAUCUGGUAGCUUUGAGAGAAGAUUUCGAGGCUGAUGGAAUUAUUUCAGCCUACCAUCACACUUCAGAGGAAGACGGCAACUUCGAACAAGUGCCAGAAGAUCCUUUUGAUAUCAUUAUCUCAUCCAUGGACGGCACAUCUCCUGAUAAUCUGCUCAUACGGCUUCAAGCAUACCAAAGCAGAUUGAAGUCUGGUGGCAACAUCGUACUUUUGAGACCCGACGCUUCGACUCAAUGGGAUGACCAAUCACUCCAGCUUUCCUUGAAUGCAGUCCCAGAUUUCCGCGUGGACAUAAAACGCAAUUGGGUCUUGGUCACCAAACCGAUAAUUGUGAGUCCACGCUUCAGCCAAGAGGGAAUCGUACUGCUCAGGCCAUCCGGCCCAGCUUCGGUGACUACCCACCUGUUAGAUGCUCUGACAGAAGCAGCCCGUCUCCGCGGCUUGAGGGUCGAGUAUGCAGAGCUCUCUGACAUUGACAAACUCAAAGGUCAUGCUAUCAUCUCACUACUCGAAGCUGAAGAUGCUUCCAUUCUGAACAUGGACGAAAAACAGUUCAAUGCCCUUCAAGUCCUAUUUGCCUCUGUCCCCUACAUUCUCUGGCUCGGACGUACAACAUUAGACCAUGGGGCUUCUACAGGAUUUUUGCGUACAAUCCGCUCAGAAUAUCCACAGCUACGACUGCCGUACCUUGAAUUCGACUCUUCUGCAAAGCUUGAUCCUGCCCACGCUGCUCGAUCAGUCUUCACUAUAUUGGACGCAACAGAUGCACGAGAAGACAAACCCGCGGACUUCGAGUACCGGGACGUGGAUGGAAAAUUGUUGAUCCCACGUCUGACGACGGACACACACUUCAAUGCGGAGAUUGAAGGCACCAAGCCCAACCCGGCUCCGUCCUAUCUGCCUCUGUGCAGCGAAGGUCAAGCUGUCGAAGCUCGGGUACUCAGACCAGGGACAUUAGAAUCGAUCACCUGGGUGGACGUUGAGAUGUCGCAAGAACUGGCGGCAGACGAUGUUGCGAUUCGAGUGGAGUUUGUUCCUAUGCAUCCAAGGGAUUUGAAUACAGCCCUUGGGAAGACUAGCUUGUCAAAGCUAGGGGCUGAAGCCAUCGGGGUAGUUGUGAGAACGGGCGCAAACGUCUCACACAUUCCGGACUCAAGGUUCGUACAACGUCUUCCCAGCUCAGUCGGUGAUAAUGGACACACCUUGUUGCCAUCUGCAUACAUCACUGCCUACCACGCGUUGCACUCCCUUGCACGAAUCAGCUCUGGGGACAGGGUUUUAAUUCAUGGAGCGGGAGGUAGCACUGGACAAGCAGCGGUGCAAAUAGCCAAACGCGCCGGCGCUGUUGUCUUCGUCACUAUCACUUCCGAGGAAGAACGCAACAUCAUGCAAAGGCAGUACUCUCUCCCAACUGAAAACAUAUUCGAAUAUGGCAGUUCCAGACUUGUCGCGGCUGUCGCUCAUCGAAUCUCUGGUGGGGGCAUUGACGUGGUGUUCAAUUUGGGCUCCGCGAAAAGCCUUCAGGAUCUCCUCGAAAUGAUCAGCCCGAUGGGUAGAGUUAUCAAUGUGGGCAUCGAGUCUUCAGAUUUCAUCAUGGACUCUAAUAAGCAGCUCACAUAUUCGAGUUUCUCUCUCGCCUCGAUGCUUGAAUCACAGCCACACUUGGUUUCCCAGGUUUUCGAGAAGGUCUAUGAAAUGAUUCGCAAUAACGAGAUUGGCCCAGUCCACGGUGUACGCAAGUAUCCCAUUUCAGAGCUUCCCCGGACACUGUCGUAUCUCAAGGCAGGCUCACAGUACAGCACAAUCGUCUUUGAAAUGCAUCACGAGGGCCGUGUUAUGAGGUUGCCUUCUAAACCGAAGCUGCUGGAGUUGGAUCCAACAGCAGCGUACGUCCUCUGCGGAGGGCUGGGAGCUCUUGGCCUGUCACUUUCUGAUGACAUGGUCGAGUCUGGUGCGAGACAUCUGAUAUUUGUAUCCCGCUCCGGCGCAACCACGGACCUGCAAAAGGCGCAUAUUAAGAAAUGGGAGGAUCGUGGCUGCAUGAUAAGUGAUGUCAAGUGCGACACAACCGAUAUGGCUCAGGUCCAAGACUUGGCAGGAAGAGCUAGGCACAACGCAUGGAAUAUAAAGGGUGUGGUACAGAUGGCCAUGGUGUUGCGCGAUAGCCCGUUCUCGACUAUGUCGUACGAACAAUGGCGCACUGGACUGCUCCCCAAAACACUUGGCACAUGGAACCUGCAUGCCUGUCUCCCGGAUAAUCUGGACUUCUUUAUAACCCUCUCCUCAAUCUCUAACAUUAUCGGCAACGGUGGUCAGGCACAAUAUGCGGCCGGAAACGCCUACCAAGACUCCAUCGCAUUUUAUAGACGCUCGCUUGGCAUGGCCGCUGUUUCCAUUGGUCUUGGCGUCAUGCACGAUCUGAAGAACAACCACAUGUCACCCGAAGAUACGGAGAAGUGGCUGGCCCGUAACCCAACUUUACUUCCACUGAAAUUUACGGAGCGAGAUUUUCUCACCACGAUCAAAGCCAUCAUGCGGGGCGCAACCUCCGACCUCGAACCUGUCCCACCAUACAUUGUGUGCGGUGUCAAGAACGAUCUGGUGCGUGACAACGCUGCACGUGUCACUCACCAGUGGGUUUUUGAUGCGAAGAUGGAAUUGCGAGUGAAACAAGAGCUUGAGUUAGGAGAACAAGGCACCUCGUCUACCGGACGGGCAUCAUUAGCCAAGAAGCUGCAGGAUGCCGAGACCACACCGGAGGCCCUCCACUUGGUCGACGAGGCUAUCAGGGAGACUCUAGCCGCCGCCAUGAGCUCGAAGCCCGAUGAUAUCGAUCCUCGAAAGCCUUUGCAUGCAUCAGGUGUCGAUUCACUUAAAGCUGUGGAAUUUCGAAAUUGGGUUUUCGCUGAGAUGAAAGCCGACAUUUCUGUCUUCGAUAUAUUGAGCUCCAAACCCUUGGCGAGUCUAGCUGCACAGGUUGUGGGAAAUAGUCCGUUGGUGUCGUCUCAGAUUGCGAGCAGAGCUCGAGAAGUUGCAAGUGACUAA